GUGUCACAGUUUGGCAGAGAUAGUAAAGCUCAAUCAAGCUCCUUCGUUUUCGCAUUUUGGAACGGUUUUACUUGGGUUUGCAAGAUGGACAACAUGCAUGGCUUUUGGCAAUUGGGUGAUGAGCUUCGAGGACAAUCGAAAACUACGGAGGAUCAAUCAUGGGUAAGGGCUGCCUCAAGGUUGGCUGAGCAGACAAGAUUGAAAGGGGAACGCAUGAAUAAUCUUGAUCUUUCAAAGGGCACAACAGAACUAAGGCCUAGGGAUAAAAUUAUGUACCAUGAAGAUAACAAUUAUGAACACUUUAACUUAAACUUCAACAUGCUGAAUCUGGACUCCAAAGUUGCUGAAAAUGUGAGCAAAAGUUCCUUCAGGAAUGGUAUUUACAACAUGAAUGCAGUGUAUCAGAAAAACAGUGGGCAUAAUAUGGGAAACCUGAUGGUUAACAAGUAUAGUGGCAAUAAUCUGAGUGUCAAAGAGGCCGACAACAAUAGCAAUAACAGCAAUGAUAACAACAACAGUGCAGUUGACAAAAGGUUCAAGACUUUGCCUGCCACAGAAACACUCCCACGAAAUGAGGUGCUUGGAGGAUACAUCUUUGUCUGUAACAAUGAUACAAUGCAGGAAGACUUAAAGCGUCAGCUAUUUGGUUUGCCUCCGAGAUACAGGGAUUCAGUUCGAGCAAUAACGCCAGGCUUACCUCUGUUUCUUUAUAAUUAUACUACUCACCAAUUGCAUGGAAUUUUUGAGGCAGCAAGUUUUGGAGGUUCCAACAUUGAUCCGACGGCCUGGGAAGAUAAAAAGUGUAAAGGAGAGUCAAGGUUUCCUGCUCAGGUAAGGAUCCGUGUUAGAAAACUAUGCAAGGCAUUGGAAGAAGAUGCUUUUAGACCAGUCUUGCAUCAUUAUGAUGGCCCGAAGUUUCGUCUUGAGCUCUCAAUUCCUGAGACUCUGGAUCUGUUAGACCUUUGUGAACAUGCGGGCACUGCAUAAGCAAAAUAUAUUAGCAGAAAAUACAAAUGUAAUAGGCUGUGUGGUGGAUGUAAGCUGCCUGCUUUUCUCCGAUUUUCCUAAAGAGCGCAAGCUUGGGUUCUAGUCUGUGUUGUAUGAAUCUUCCUGGGAAAAGUAGGAAAUGUUGUGUGAGGCAACUAAAUAAAUGUAAUAUUUGUGUCGCAUGGAGGUACUUCUGAAGCAUUUGCUUUAUGUAUUAUGUGUAUUAUGUGGAAUAGUGUUGUAGUCUUAUAGACAGACUUGCAAGAUGUUAAAAGAGAAGAAUGAGGGACUCAAAAAGGUGAAGGCCCCGAACAUCUCUAUUCUGUGCAUGUAAACUGUUGUUUCUACACUUGUCUUCUGCUUGUAAUGUUAAUUUGGAUAAAAUGGAGAUCAUUGUAACCUCGUGGAAA
Molecule: messenger RNA, 1397 nt
Organism: Pistacia vera
Lineage: Eukaryota; Viridiplantae; Streptophyta; Magnoliopsida; Sapindales; Anacardiaceae
Product: B2 protein-like
Exons: 7
Coding region: 85-987 (300 amino acids)
Biological process (GO): response to endoplasmic reticulum stress
Source: RefSeq, a predicted model, not a curated record